CCAGCACCUCCUCUCCUCAUCCUCCAAAGCCUCUAAUGUGGCAGCAGUCAGGUCUCUUUCCAAGUCACAAGGCCAUUGUCAUCGCACACUGACACCAUGCUGGGGACCCUCUGCACUCUCAUCACUGCUCUCACAUGUGUGAGUGGUGUGACGCUGGUGACACAGAAGCCUGUUGUAGCCGUGAUGAGAGGACAGACAGUCUCCAUAGACUGUAACCUCGGGACUGUUACUAACCGUGCUGCUUGGUGGUAUAAACAGAUUCCAGGAGGAGUUCCUCAGUUUGUUUUAUAUUUUCAUCACAGCCACAGCUCUCCAACAUAUGGCACUGGUUUCUCACCUCCAAAGUUCACAUCUACUCAUCAGUCAACUACAGAUUAUCGUUUGACCAUGAAGGACAUUGAGGAGCGAGACUCAGCCGUCUAUUACUGUAACACAUGGGACAGCUCUGUUAAAGAGGAGGUAUCACAGUGGGUAUUCGGACAAGGAACCAAGCUGAUGGUGACAAGCUCCAGCCUCCCUGCUCCCGUCCUCACGGUCUUUCCUCCGUCCAGUGCUGAGCUGCAGUCCAACAAAGCCUCUUUGGUCUGUCUGUCCAGUCAGUCUGGGCCUUUUGCAGAUGUGACCUGGAUGUGUGGAGGGAGUCCAGUGGUCAGUGGGAUCUCUACCAGCACCGCUGUUAAGCAACCUGAUCACACUUUCCACAUCAGCAGCUAUCUGGCCAUCCAGGCGUCAGACUGGAACCUGGAUAAGGUUUACACAUGUAAAGUGUCUUUGGGCUCCCAGACUGCACAGAAAAGCAUCAAGAAGUCUGAGUGCCUCACUGAAAUACAGUAGAGGAGCACGAGGACCAUUUAACAUCUGCUUCUUCCCUCUUUGUGCUGUUUGUUCAUCACAAGCGUUACGUGUUAGAACAUGUGUCUGCACGCUUGUAACACAUGUUGUUGACACUUAGGUAGAGGUGUUGUAUCCACUUUGCAAACGCAAAAUGUAGUAAAACCUCUGGAAUAAAAAGCAUCUUGUAAAACAAUACAUUUCUUGUCUCUUCAUCACUGACAGGUCAAGAAAAAGCACAUUUGUAGAUCACUUUGUGUCUCACUUCAAGUUGUUAAGAAGCUAAAUUAAGUAAGUUAAGUAAUGAAGUAAAUUACGUUAUCUACUUUUGUUGCUUUAAAGCUACUAUAUUUAAUAAUCUGGUUGCAGUCUUUUAAUCAAAUAAAAUGGGCAAAUGAAACCAAGUUGUCAUCCUCUUUUAGUGCAGCAUUCACCUCUCUAUUUAUCCCUCUCUUCACUUCAAAAAGCAGAAGUAGUCAGUGAAGAGGUUUUUGUCACAGUGUAAAUCACU
Pungitius pungitius (ninespine stickleback) is the source of this 1342-nucleotide messenger RNA. RefSeq names its product immunoglobulin lambda-1 light chain-like. The transcript has 4 exons. NCBI's taxonomy places the organism in Eukaryota, Metazoa, Chordata, Actinopteri, Perciformes, Gasterosteidae. The record is from RefSeq and is a predicted model, not a curated record. The coding region runs from base 97 to 834 and encodes 245 amino acids.